AUGCUAAUCAAUCUAUUCUCCGAUUUAGGAAACAAAACCCUCGUCGCAAAGCUGGAUCUGUAUCCAAGCCCCCCCUUCUCGCCUCCGACGUCUCGAAAGGGUACCGCCUUCGAUUCGUUGGGAGGCGGGCCUCGUGGAAUGGAUGGCGACAACACAAAGCAGGAUGAUCCCUCUUCUUUCCCAUCUAGCUUUAAUCUGUCACAGCACCUCGUGCAACAACAUAUGUCUCCUCGCCACUCAACAGAGCGCUUUCGACGCCCAACCACACCCAGAGCAAAUAGAGCGCCUUCAUCUCAUGGCCGGGGAAGGACCCAUGUACCCGACUAUGCGACGUACGGAUAUCCGGCAGCGCAGCCCUCCUCCUCCUCAUCCUCGUCCUUGGCGAGUGGCUCCCUGCAGAGCGUGGCUUUGCCCUUCCAGGAUCCCUUAUCGCCAGAGUCAGUCAGACAACAGUAUUCACGGCGUCAAGCUAGUUCCCAGGACUUCAGUUACCCGCUUCACCCCCAGCAGCAGCAGUCUCCUUAUGACCCCGGGCUAGUCUACGGGCUCGCUCAGCCAGGCUCGGCACAGGUAGCUUAUAACAUAGGCAUGUUCCAACCUCGUUCUGCUGAGUCACUAGAGCCUAUGACCCCUCAGUUUGGUGUUUCACAGUAUCUUGAGUCAUCGGAACACGUAGGUGAAGACCUGACUCAUUACUUAAAUACCCAGAGACAGCCAUACCAGCAAGGAAGUCCAUCAACCCAAUCUACCUCAGCAUACCCAAACACAAUAAACAGCUACAACCCUGCCAGGGCAGUCGACAAUAUGGACCAGCAACAGCAAUACCACCAAUACCACCAGCAGCAGCACCAGCAGCAACCCCAGGAGGAACACCAGCAAUACAAUAAAAAAAAUCCCAUAUAUUGGGAACCCCCCUACAUGGACUAUUCACUGUCUUUGAAGACUGCAUUUAGUUACACGUCUGAAGGACGGCUGGAAGAAUCAAUGAGGUUGACUAUUGAACUCUCGACAUGGCUCGUCAAUAAUGCUAAAGAGCUCGGCCUCUUCCGAGACGAUCCAGCGCGGCAUGAGUGGCAUCAAGGUCUGUGGAGGGACUUAAACCACUGCUGGCUUGCCAUCUUCCAAAAACAAAAAGACGUUACCAGCAGCCUCGUGCCAGGAUCAGGUCAGAUACGGGAGGCUGCGAAUCUACUGACAUAUUGGGUCCUGAAAAAUGCGGGCAAUACACUCAUCGGUCUCUGUGACCAGUUAGCGGGGGAAGGGCUAGUCGAUUAUGAAAUGGGUGUUUGGGAGAAUGAGAUUAUCAGCAGUAAGAAAAGAUCCCAUUUCUAA
This is a messenger RNA of Talaromyces rugulosus, 1332 nucleotides long. RefSeq lists its product as uncharacterized. The record is from RefSeq and is a predicted model, not a curated record. NCBI's taxonomy places the organism in Eukaryota, Fungi, Ascomycota, Eurotiomycetes, Eurotiales, Trichocomaceae. The coding region runs from base 1 to 1332 and encodes 443 amino acids. The transcript is spliced from 3 exons.